Molecule: messenger RNA, 889 nt
Organism: Callithrix jacchus (white-tufted-ear marmoset)
Lineage: Eukaryota; Metazoa; Chordata; Mammalia; Primates; Cebidae
Source: RefSeq, a predicted model, not a curated record
CACUUUACAGGAUUCCGCGCCAAAGUUGGCCGCGCACGUUGGUGUAGCGAGCGGGGUCACUGCUCACUGCUGCUGUCAUGGUUCAAUUGCUAAACUGCAUCGUCGCUGUGUCCCAGAACAUGGGCAUCGGCAAGAACGGUGAACUGCCCUGGCCGCCGCUCAGGAAUGAAUUCAGGUAUUUCCAGAGAAUGACCACGACCUCUUCAGUAGAAGAUAAACAGAAUUUGGUGAUUAUGGGUAGGAAGACCUGGUUCUCCAUUCCUGAGAAGAAUCGCCCUUUAAAGGAUAGAAUUAAUGUAGUUCUCAGCAGGGAACUCAAGGAACCUCCACAAGGAGCUCUUCUUGCCAGAAGUCUGGAUGAUGCCUUAAAACUUACUGAACAACCAGAAUUAGCAAAUAAAGUAGACAUGAUUUGGAUAAUUGGUGGCAGUUCUGUUUAUAAGGAAGCCAUGGAUCACCCAGGCCAUCUUAAACUGUUCGUGGCAAGGAUCAUGCAGGACUUUGAAAGUGACACGUUUUUUCCAGAAAUUGAUUUGGAGAAAUAUAAACUUCUGCCACAAUACCCAGGUGUUCCCUCUGAUGACCAGGAGGAGAAAGGCAUUAAGUACAAAUUUGAAGUAUAUGAGAAGAAUGAUUAAUAUGAAUGUGUUUUCUGGAUUAAGCUGUUCCUCCUCCCUCUGAAAAAAAAUUAUAUAUUUUUACAUUAGAAAAAAAGACUUUUUUUCCUUCUACAAGAUCUUAUGGAAGCUUUUCUCUCUUAUCUUUUUCUUUCCCCUCUUUCUCUCUUUCUGCAAAGAAAAAAAAAAGACUUAGCAACUUUAGAUCUGUGGAUAAUAUUUCUAAGCAAUGUGUUUGUAUUCCCCACUAGUCUUUUUUUAUUUAUUUAUUU